Humulus lupulus (European hop) is the source of this 1582-nucleotide messenger RNA. Its product is annotated as protein MIZU-KUSSEI 1. The record is from RefSeq and is a predicted model, not a curated record. Gene Ontology annotation, biological process: hydrotropism. The transcript has a single exon. The coding region runs from base 420 to 1208 and encodes 262 amino acids. NCBI's taxonomy places the organism in Eukaryota, Viridiplantae, Streptophyta, Magnoliopsida, Rosales, Cannabaceae.
CUGAAUAUGAUCAAAUUCAAAUCCAUAUUCACAUUCACUAGUCAUCAAUAAAGCAGCUUUUUUCUUUUCUGUUCUUUUUUUCGUCCAUCUUUAAUAAACCAACGUGAAGAGAACUCUCCCCUUUUUCUCUUUCCCUUUCCCAUUUCUAAGAUUCCAAAGACAACCUAACUAAGUGACUAACCAACUUCCCUAAUUCCCCCUUUUUUCCCUCGGGCCAUACCCGGCCUUUACCCCCUCCAUCUCCUCUCUUUCUCAAUUUCUCUAUAUUAUCUCCCAUUCCUCAAACUCUUCAAUUACAAUAAUAUCGUUCUCUCCCUUCUGAUCAAUCAAUACUUGAUCAUCAUCACCAUCAUCAUCGUCAUUUUUUCUUUUCUUCAAACAAUAACCCACAAACACGUAUAACUACCCUUAACAACAAAAUGCCGUCAAUGCAUUCUAGCCCAUUCUACCAAAUGGAAAACCCAGCUAUUAUAUCUCUCCUCCGACACGCUCAAGGCAGCGGAGGAGGAGGAGGAGGUGGUAAUGACGGCGGUGGCGGCGGCGGCAAUGGUGGCGAUAAAAAAACCAAGCGUCCCUCAUCCAAAUCCGCGAGUAUAACCGGAGGGCUCUUCCGGAUGUUCAAGCUAUUUCCAAUGCUUACGUCGGGCUGUAAGAUGGUGGCUCUGCUAGGCAGGCCUAGAAGACCAAUGUUAAAGGACAACGCGACGACUGGGACGAUUUUUGGUUACCGAAAAGGUCGAGUGAGCCUGGCUAUACAGGAGGACCCUCACUGCAUGCCGGUGUUCGUGAUCGAGCUCCCCAUGCAGACCAGCGCUUUCCACAAGGAAAUGCAAGCAGACGACAUAAUCCGAAUCGCCUUAGAGAGUGAGACCAAGACGCACAAGAAGAAGCUCUUCGAGGAAUACGUGUGGGCCGUCUACUGCAACGGUAGAAAGAUGGGUUACUCCAUUCGGAGGAUGCACAUGUCCGAUGACGAGCUCCACGUGAUGCAGACACUGCGAGGGGUUUCCAUGGGCGCCGGGGUUCUUCCCUCUCCUUACGAUCAAAAAGAGUCCCCCGCCGCCGCCUCCUCCGACGGAGAGUUAACAUACAUGCGAGCCAGAUUCGAGAGAGUCGUCGGAUCUAAGGAUUCCGAGGCUUUGUACAUGAUCAACCCCGAUAGUUCGGCGGGGCCCGAGUUGAGUAUUUUCUUUGUAAGGUCUCACUGAGCAAUAUUUACUAGUUUAUCUAAAGUUAUCAGAUAAAGAGAAAACUUACAAGAUGAUAAUACAUGAAUAGAUUUAUUGAAUUGAGUAAAGAUUCGAUGAUCGUGAUCAUGAAUAUAUAUAUUUGAUUGUUUUUUUAGGUUAGUUUUAUGUAAAUUUGACUAAUAUUAAGAGAGUUUUAGUAUAUGUUACAUCGGUUUAUUUAUGGUCAUUAAUCGUCGAAAUUGAUCUUAAUUGGUUAAUUACAUGCUUAUGAGUAAAAGCUAUGCAUGGAUGCUAAUUCAUUUUUCCUGAUGGAUAUGAAGUUGGUACACACUUUCGAUCGAUCGACAUAUGUAUAUAUGUAAUUGGUUAAGGGAAUAUAUUGUUUUAGUUCA